Molecule: messenger RNA, 726 nt
Organism: Zychaea mexicana
Lineage: Eukaryota; Fungi; Mucoromycota; Mucoromycetes; Mucorales; Lichtheimiaceae
Exons: 1
Coding region: 1-726 (241 amino acids)
Source: RefSeq, a predicted model, not a curated record
AUGAUUAUGGAUUUAUUCGAUAAUACGACCACUACUGCUGCAUCCACCACAAGCAACAACAACAAUAACAACAGUAGUGAUAUCAACAGUAAUACCAACAGCACACGACCCAAAGAAAUCGAUCAUAUUGAUGCAGUUCUCCUACAGCGACUGGAGCAGUUUAUUCAUAAUCCAGAAACACGACAAGAUUUUGCUGAUAAUGUGGCCAGUACUGAAAAGACCAGCCAUGCUGACGAUUCAAAAGGAUUAGGAGGAGAGGAACUCUAUUUAUUACCUACCACAGCCGCUGCAUCAUCAUCAUCAUCAUCAUCAUCAAAACGGCGUCACUGUCAAACGCAAACGACACAAACCUGUAUCACACAAGACAAUACUAUUCGACAGCAGCACCAUCGAAGCAGUAGUAAUGGCAGUAGCAUCGCGCCUGGAACGACAGUAGAGCAUCUGGAACGCCAGAUUGCGGAAGAAAAGAGACGACAAAAGCGAUUAGAAGCUGCCAUGGUGGAAUCAUCCGAUCAAUUCCAAGUGCUCAGUGGAUUGGCAUACAUGAAGCUUCGUGAGCUGUGGGAAGAACGAGUGCGUUGGGAAGAGGCUUAUUUUGCAUUGAGUGAGCGAUUGGAUGAGGUACGGCAACAGCACGGCGGCGGGUCGUCUGACCAUCAUGGUGGUGAACCGGUAGUGGUUAAUAGUACUACUGCAUCACAGCCCAUCAUGGAAAGCGUUCCUUAA